ACGCACCGUUUUUUGUAAAUCUGAUGUAAAUAAACGAAUGACAGAGACGCUGAUGAUAGUGAAAUUGUUACAAAAUACCGAUCAAAUCAAUAGUAAUUUGAAGAAAAAAGCUCCUAGCAGUUACUGGCUAUAUUGAUGUCCAGCCUUGCCGCCAGUUUAUCGCCAACUCCUACUAUCAGACUGAAUCGUCCCACGCUGAAAGCUCGUGGCCAAUGCCGCAGGAUCGGUUCGCCGAGAGAAGUGGUCGGUCCCCCCCGAUAGUCCCUGCAGGUCUCCUCAGAGCUCUGCUGUCCGCACGUGGCGUUCACUCUGAAUCAUCUGUGGACCUGUCACUGGUGAAAGACCAUGUCUGAGGUGAAUAAAGAAGUGGUGGAUUUGGUUUGGGGGAAACCCUCCAAUGGAGUAGUGUCUGCAUCCAUCUUUCGGAGAUGGACUCAAGGAUUUGUUUUCAGUGAGCAUGAGCCCACAGCGCUGGAGCAGUUUGAAGGAGGUCCAUGUGCUGUUAUUGCACCUGUUCAGGCAUUCCUCCUAAAGAACAUUCUAUUCAACAGUGAAUGUCCCAGUUGGAGACAAAUGUCUGAGGAAGAACAGAAAACCGCACUGUGUUCAACGCUAACAGAGAUCUUGGAAUCUGCUUGCUCCAGUCCCUCCACAGGCUACUGCUUAGUGACAUGGGCCAAGGGACAGAGCCCGCAUGCUAGCAGCACGCACACAAACACACAAGAACAAACCCAGCCAAACUCACAGGAUGUACCAGAGCCAGAGAGCAGCCAGCCAGCACAAGAACAGCCCUCUGGUUUGGCUGUUGAAGAAUUUGGCUUUGAAAGAUUUCACAGUGUGCUCCAUAAACGAUCUAUCAUGUCAGUAGCUGAUCUCAGAGAGGAGGUGCUGUCUCUUUACCACACCUGGAGGGGGUGCUGUGGAGUUUUGCUUUUCCUUUACUCUGUGAUUUUCACCAAGGGAAUAGAGAAUAUACGGAAUGAAAUCCAGGACACACUGGAGCCUCUAAUAGACCCUGUGCAUGGCCAUGGCAGCCAAAGCCUGGUUAACCUUCUAGUUACUGGCCAUGCUGUUUCGAAUGUGUGGGAUGGAGACAGGGAAUGUUCUGGCAUGAAACUACAUGGAAUACAUAAGCAGGCAAUGGUUGGUUUCUUAACCCUCAUGGAAUCUCUUCGCUAUUGCAAGGUUGGGGCAUUCCUCAAAUCGCCAAAAUACCCUAUUUGGAUCCUUGGCAGUGAAACUCACCUCUCAGUGUUCUUCACUAAGGAGAUGUCCCUGGUGGGUCCUGAGUCACCUUCUGAACAAGCAAGGAGGGUCUUCCAGUCAUUCGAUCCUGAAGAUAAUGGUUUCAUCCCUGAAUCUCUCCUGGAGGAUGUGAUGAAAGCCCUCGACCUGGUCUCUGAGCCAGAGUACGUCAAUUUGGUGAAGACGAAGUUGGAUCCAGAGAGUUUGGGUGUAAUUCUUCUUGGGCCAUUUCUGCUGGAGUUCUUCCCUGAUCAGGAUUCAGGAAUCCCAGACUCAUUUCCCGUCUACCACUACAAUGGGCUCAAACAGUCCAACCACAACGAGAGGGUGGAAUACGUGGAGGGGACUGCUGUGGUGCUAGGGUUCGAGGACCCCAUGGUUCGGACGGAUGACACGCCGGUGAAGCGCUGCCUACAAACCAAGUGGCCCUACAUCGAGCUGCUGUGGACCACCGACCGAUCCCCCUCCCUCAACUGAACUGGCACUGACUCUGGGCACAGUGACUGCAAAGGUCCAGCACAUGGCAAAGACUGAAGCUCACAAAUGUUAAUGAAGACACAACUGUACACGAGACAUUCAUGGACAAAGCUCCUGCACUCACACAUUCCACUGAAAAUCUCACUUUUGCCAUUCCACUGUCACUUCAUCUGUCAAAGGAUGUUAAUGGACCAGGCAUAUAUUUACUGUUCAUAGGUUGUAUUUAUGUUGCGUUCAACAUGCUUAAGAGGUGAUCAUUUCAAACUGAGGUUGGGCAGCUAAUAAUUCUAUGGUAACAUUUUCAAUUUAAGUCUCGAAAUGCAAACAUCUUGACAUGGUUCAUGGUUCAAUUCUCUGUAAUUACUGGAUCACAUGAAACAACAACUGACACUAUAUGUAACAUCUGUGUUAAAGGGAAAUAUUGUUCUAUUAAAUAAGUCUGAAUUUUGACAGAGCAAACAAAUAUAAGAGGUGGACCCAAUAGCUUAUACUCUAACUAGAUUCAACAUUUGCGGAUAUCUUUCAAAAUCUGGGAAUCACCCAAAAAGAAAUGAGGCAACAUGUGAACAACUGUGAACCCUGCCUAUUUUCAAAACAGGUGCAUCGUGUAACUUUUCCAGUUGGGUGCGGCCAACCUGCUCCAUGGAGAAACUGUUGCUUAGAUUUGCCUGGAAUAUUCCAUAGUAUGACAUUACAUUUAUGCAUCUCGCUUUUAAUAAAUUACAGGUGUUUUGUGGCUGGAAAUACCUUGAAAAAACAUGCAUUCUCACUGUGAAAGGGCUCGCCUCUCCACAGAUCUGACCUGUAAUUUGUCCUGGUGGUGUCUUCAUGGCGAUAGAUAAGUUUAAUGUCAUACUGUGGAACAUUCCAGCCAAAGCAUUAACAGGAAAAGUUACAUAAUCCACCUUUUAAGUGAUGGUAUUAUGAAGUAAGAGGUUUGUGCAUGCCAUGGAUUUCAGAUAAUACACAUGACUCAUUUAGCUACAGCACUGUUCAAGGGAAAACUUACCAAAGCCUUUCACAUUUGGGGCCGUCAUAAAGUGAUGCGUUUACAGCGUUCGGGACCAGCCCACACGCACUCCGUUGGACAUUCUACAGUGUUCCUCAGCCAGAUGGAAAGGUGCAAGUCCAUACCACCCGGAUGCUGGCUGAGUAGUUAUGUAUUUAUUAUCACUGAGAAGGCUCUGUAAUAAAUACUUUUUGGUUUGACUG
Molecule: messenger RNA, 2934 nt
Organism: Periophthalmus magnuspinnatus
Lineage: Eukaryota; Metazoa; Chordata; Actinopteri; Gobiiformes; Gobiidae
Gene: mindy3
Product: MINDY lysine 48 deubiquitinase 3
Exons: 16
Coding region: 346-1722 (458 amino acids)
Biological process (GO): protein K48-linked deubiquitination
Molecular function (GO): cysteine-type deubiquitinase activity; calcium ion binding; K48-linked deubiquitinase activity
Source: RefSeq, a predicted model, not a curated record